AAACUCAGAAGCCAAAGCCCAGUUGCUUGCUGUCUGAAGCGGCAGCGAGCAGAGAGGGACAAGAGGGUUUUCGUCUCUGGGCUGCGGAAACUACCCUACGAAAGCCAGCGAUCUCUCUGGGCAGGAGGAGAGCCUUGAAAGGCAGCAGUGAUCAGGCAAACGCAUUAUUUAAAGUCCCAGCUCAGUUAAAUAAAUAGAAGAAGAAGAAGAAAACCAUCUACUCUCUUGUAAAUAAGAAGGCCUUCGGAGAUGGGCGACAAGGCGGGGACCAGAGUCUUCAAGAAGUCUAGCCCCAACUGCAAGCUCACAGUAUACUUGGGGAAGAGGGACUUUGUGGAUCAUCUAGAUCAUGUGGAUCCUGUAGAUGGCGUGCUCUUGAUCGACCCAGAGUACCUUAAAGACAGAAAAGUGUUUGUGACCCUGACGUGUGCCUUCCGUUAUGGGCGUGAGGACCUGGACGUGCUGGGACUGUCUUUCAGGAAGGAUCUUUUCAUCUCCAGUUUUCAGGCGUAUCCCCCACUGCCUGAGGAACGCAAGCCACUCAGUCGCCUACAGGAGAGACUGCUCAAGAAACUCGGCCAGAAUGCAUACCCUUUCAACUUCAUGAUUCCUCAGAACCUUCCCUGUUCAGUCACUUUACAGCCUGGCCCAGAGGACACAGGAAAGGCGUGUGGUGUAGACUUUGAGGUCAGGGCAUUCUGUGCCAAAACUGUGGAUGAGAAGACCCACAAGCGGAAUUCUGUGCGGUUGGUGAUUCGUAAGGUGCAGUAUGCUCCAGAGAAGACUGGUCCUCAGCCAAUGGUGGAGACCACACGCAGCUUCCUUAUGUCUGACCGUUCCCUUCACCUCGAGGCCUCACUAGAUAAAGAGCUCUACUACCAUGGUGAACCUAUCAGUGUCAACGUCCAUGUCACGAACAACUCCACCAAAACAGUUAAACGAGUUAAAAUCUCAGUGCGACAGUAUGCCGAUAUCUGUUUGUUCAGCACUGCACAGUACAAAUGUCCUGUGGCUCAGGUAGAGGCCGAUGACCAGGUAUCACCCAGCUCCACAUUCUGUAAGGUGUAUACACUCACCCCCACACUGAGCAAUAACAGAGAGAAGAGGGGUCUGGCUCUAGACGGACAGCUAAAACAUGAAGACACCAACCUGGCCUCCAGUACCAUAGUGAAAGAUGUGGCCAAUAAAGAGGUGCUGGGAAUCUUGGUGUCCUACAGAGUCAAAGUCAAGCUAGUGGUGUCACGUGGAGGUGAUGUGUCUGUGGAGCUGCCUUUCGUCUUGAUGCAUCCCAAGCCCUCUGAACAGCCCAACUCGAGACCGCAGUCAGCUGUACCAGAGACAGAUGUCCCUGUGGACGCCAACCUCAUAGAGUUUGAAACAAAUAAUUUCUCACAGGAUGAUGACUUUGUGUUUGAGGACUUUGCAAGGCUCAGGCUGAAGGGAAUGAAGGAUGAAGAGGAUGACCACUUCUGCUAACGCCUCCCCUACACACACAUGACACCAUGAGGAGGUUGGAAGGAAAGGGGACAGGGGCUUGGUGUCAACCUGCCAGUACUCUCAUUCCUCUGCUCCACUGGGCCCAUCUGAUAGUGUGGAGCACAUACUGAUAUUUUCAAAGGCUCCUUAACUUUCCCUCUUUUCUCUUUCUUUUGGCUCCCUUCCUUACCAUUUUGGCAUCUGUGGUGUGGUCCUUGUAUUGACCUUUUGUUUAUCUGGUCAUAUGAGCCACUUCACACUGGUGCAUAUAUGUUGGAUAGAAAUUUUAUGGAGAAGAAAACAAUGAUGAACUGAUGUUACAUGUGUCAUCUAGACAUCAGUGUAUAAUAUUGUUGGUGAUCAAAGGGUCCAUUGAUUCAGGGGUGACUUUUUUUUUUUUUCUCUACAUUUUUAUUUCCUUUUUUCUUUCUUUUGUCAUCAAAUUCCCACUUAUAUAUAAUGAUGAUACAUGUUCCAUGUUAUUACAUUGUACAGUACAUUCACUGUUCAUAGACACCAUAGGGAACUUGAGUUUGGUGUUAAUUUUAUUCCACUUUCCUAGACCCCGUAAUCUAAUCCAUCCUUACCUGCUCAACAGCUUUUAUGUUAUAGUUACGUAAAAUGUAUACAUAUCAUAAAAUAAAUAUGUAGUAACACUUUUCAGUGCACUUGUAGUGCACGCAGUACUCAGAUAAGGAUGUGGCAUUUUUAGGGAAAGUAGUUUGCAAAGCGCAUUGGUAAACAUGCAUCUGAUUUCUAAUGAACAGUUUAGCAUCUGUUCUACAUGUUGAGCUGUAGAAUAUGUACACACUGCUACAAGUCCAGUGCUUGUAGAUAACAGAGGCCAGGGACAGACUCUGACAAUGUCAGAUGUCUGAUAUAUUUGUAUGUGCCACACAAAAUUGAAUUCCUCAUUAUUUGUGCCUGCCAAACUUUAUUUGCCAAAAUGUGUUGAUUUAUAAUGUUGCUUGUAGGCUAAGCUCAGUUUAUUUGAAAAUGACAUGCGCAUUCCAUGUUUUAGUUCACAGAAACUGAUAAUGUAACCAUAUGACUGCCAGAAAUAUUUUGAUGAUGGUUAUUUUUAAAUCUCAGUUAUAGCAUGAUUUCCAGGAAAUUUCAUUUUGAUCGUUCUCCCAGGAUCAAGCUUUUCCUUUUGACAUUCUGCAUAGUUUACUACUGAACAAUUGCAAAUUUACUUAUGUUACAAUGUGUAAAAGGAAGAAACAUUUUGUAGAGCUCCCAUUGAAGGACAAAAACAAUAUCUCUAAAAUAAAGGUUUGCUUUGUUUAAAGCA
Messenger RNA from Myxocyprinus asiaticus (Chinese sucker), 2770 nucleotides. Its product is annotated as arrestin red cell-like. Gene Ontology annotation, biological process: signal transduction; G protein-coupled receptor internalization; positive regulation of ERK1 and ERK2 cascade. NCBI's taxonomy places the organism in Eukaryota, Metazoa, Chordata, Actinopteri, Cypriniformes, Catostomidae. The record is from RefSeq and is a predicted model, not a curated record. Gene Ontology annotation, cellular component: cytoplasm. The transcript is spliced from 15 exons. Gene Ontology annotation, molecular function: angiotensin receptor binding. Bases 250 to 1476 code for a protein of 408 amino acids.